Messenger RNA from Bathycoccus prasinos, 1551 nucleotides. RefSeq names its product sialidase. NCBI's taxonomy places the organism in Eukaryota, Viridiplantae, Chlorophyta, Mamiellophyceae, Mamiellales, Bathycoccaceae. Bases 1 to 1551 code for a protein of 516 amino acids. The record is from RefSeq and is a predicted model, not a curated record. The transcript has a single exon.
AUGCGUUUUACUCUCGUCUUCAAACGCGCUCUUCUUUCACUGGUGAUUCUGUCGUCGUGCAGCGGCGAAUCGGCGUUCGCGAAGAGGAGUAAAGCACACGACCACGAUCGAUUACCAGGAUGGCACGGAGAAAUCCACUCCGUGGAAGACACGAUCGCGCAGAGGAAACAAGAGCUGAGGAAAACCAGGUGCUCAGAACGAGUGAAUAACAACAGUUUUACCGUCUCGUUCGGAAGUGAUUUUGGUGAAAGUGCAGCCUUUUGCCCUUUGGAGGUGACCGAGCGCACCGCGAGCGCGGCGAACAUUUUCAACACGAACGAGGAAGAGGAGGAUCGAUGGUGCCCAGGCGAACCGGUGUCUUUGUACGACGUGGACAAUGUUUUGAAAGGGAACUAUAAGCACAUGGCGAUGGUGGAAACUUUGCCGUGGAAAGGACCGGCGCGAGGGAACGUGUUGCUCGCGUGGCAAACGAGCGAGAAGAUUGAAGGGACGAAACAAAGGAUAGUGAUGGCGGAAGCGGACGGAAAGGGGGAGCAUUUGCGGUUUAAAGCGCUGACGGCGAACGAGCAGAGGAAGAUUUUCGCGGACGUGGGGAGUUAUAGCGUGCCGACGGACGCGGGUGAAAACGGCGCGGUGUGGGGUCCGGUUUUGUUCGCCAAUCCGAAGAAAAACCACGAGAUUUGGUUGUUUUAUUCGCAAUCGAGAACGAAUGGGUGCGGGUCUCGAGUGCCGGGGAUGGAUUACGCGCCGGGAGGGGAUAUUUUGGCGAAGAAGUUUAACGUAGUUAGCGGCGCGUGGACGCACACGGAGAAGAUCGUGUUGAGUCAGGAUUUUGACGACGGGAUACCGAAAGUCACCGCGAAUAAACCGAUCGUGUUAAGACGGUCCGGUAGAUGGGUUCUGCCGUAUUGGAACGAACGCGCGAUGUUAGAAUCGCCAUCGGUCAAUCCAGAGAAAUGUUCAAAACUGAACGGAAAAGAAGGCGCGGGCGUUUUACUUUCCGACGACCACGGCGAAUCUUGGUAUCCCUCCGAAACCAUUCGAGGUCGAAAUACGUGGUUGAUUGAAAACGCCGUCGUCGAAUUGGAAACGGACGACCACUUACUGAUGGUCUUUCGAACCAAAGCUGGGUACGUGUUCCGCUCGGAAUCUCUCGACGGCGGUCAAACGUGGACGGACGCGUCGGCGAUGAAAGACGUCCCGAAUCCAAACUCGAAAAUCGACAUGAUUCGUCUCCAACCGAGCGGUUUACUCGCGCUCGCGUUCAACGACCACGCAAAACAUCCCGCCAAAGGGUGUUCCCGAUGCCGCACCUUUCUUAAAGUCGCCGUAUCCUCAAACGACGGUAAUACCUGGACUCGAAUUCGUGAACUCGAAAUGGACGUCGACGGUUCCUUACGCAGUCACUACCCGACGCUGCUCCAGCGCGGGUGCGAGGUGUUGGUCGCGUACAGUAAAUUUUACAAGAUUGAACCCCCACAAGGAAGCGCAGACGUCGAAGAGAGUUUAGCCAGGCAAGGUAUUUACGUCGCCAGAGUGCCGUUAAUUUAG